AUGGGUCCUAAAUUGCUCUUCUUUCUCCUAACAUUGCAUGUUUCAAUUGCAAUUUUUUUCAUUCCAAGUGUUAAUGGAGCUGAUCUUGUGAAUCAAACCUCACCGGGGACGAUAUGCGGCUCCACUCCUAACCCUUCAUAUUGCAGGUCAGUCCUCCCUAACCUAAACGGCACCGUUUUUACAUACGGCAGAUAUUCCAUCCAAAGAUCUCUAUCGCAAUCCCGGAAGUUCAUGGCCCUGGUCGAUCAAUAUCUUAAACGCCGUUCGUCUUUGUCGACGACGGCCGUCCGAGCUCUCGAGGAUUGCCGGCAGCUCGCAGGACUGAACAUAGACUUUCUCUCCACUGCCAUGCAGACUCUCACCACCACGAGCUCGACGCUCCCGACGUCUCAGGCGGAUUACGUGCAGACUCUUCUCAGCGCCAUCUUGACCAAUUUGCAGACGUGCAUUGAAGGAUUACAAACGACGUCGUCGGCUUGGAGUGUGAGGAACGGCAUCUCGGCUCCUUUAUCGAGCGACUCGAAGCUGUAUAGUGUCUCCUUGGCGCUAUUCACGAAGGGUUGGGUGCCGAAGAGGAAGAAAGCGAAGAUGACAUGGCAGCCUUCUGGAAAGCAGCUUGGGUUUAGCAACGGACGGUUGCCGUUGGAUAUGUCCAGCAGGGCGAAGACGAUUUACGAGACGGUGAGCAGGAGGAAGCUGCUACAGGAGGAUAAUAGCUCAAAUGGUGUUCUAGUGAGUGAUAUCGUGACGGUUAGCCAAGACGGGACUGGGAAUUUUACGACCAUAAACGACGCCGUUAAUGCUGCUCCGAACAACACGUUGCCCUCCAACGGCUAUUUCUUGAUCUUCAUCACUGCCGGCGUUUAUGAAGAGUACGUUUCCAUUGGUAGCAAGAAGAAGAACUUGAUGAUGAUCGGCGCCGGUAUCAACCAGACGAUCAUCACCGGCAACCGUAGUGUCGUUGAUGGAUGGACCACUUUUAACUCCGCCACCUUUGCUGUGACGGCACCGAACUUCGUGGCGGUUAACAUAACAUUCCGUAACACAGCAGGACCCCAAAAGCACCAGGCUGUGGCGAUGCGUAGCGGCGCAGACCUAUCGGUGUUCUACAGUUGCAGCUUUGAAGCCUACCAAGACACGUUAUAUACCCAUUCUCUCCGGCAAUUCUACAGAGAAUGCGACGUUUACGGCACCGUCGACUUCAUUUUCGGAAACGCCGCCGUCGUUUUACAGAACUGCAAUCUCUUCCCCAGACUCCCCAUGAGCGGCCAAUUUAACGCCAUCACCGCUCAAGGCCGCACGGAUCCGAACCAGAACACCGGCACCUCGAUCAUCAACUGCACGAUCCGAGCGGCCGACGACCUAGCCACCAGCAGCUCGAGCGUGCAGACGUACCUUGGGAGGCCAUGGAAGGAGUACUCGAGGACGGUUUACUUGCAGAGUUUCAUGGACAGUUUGAUAAACCCAGCUGGGUGGCGGGAAUGGGACAAAGAUUUUGCUCUGAAGACGCUGUAUUAUGCGGAGUAUAACAACACUGGGCUUGGAUCGAACACGAGUGGCAGGGUGAAAUGGGAUGGUUAUCACAUCCUAACGAAUGCCAGCGACGCCUCCAACUUCACCGUCGCCAACUUCUUUGUUGGGGAUCUAUGGAUACGACCGACUGGAGUGCCCUUUUUUAGCGGACUACUUUGAGUGGACUGCAUGUUU
Carica papaya (papaya) is the source of this 1707-nucleotide messenger RNA. It is a transcript of the gene ATPMEPCRB, whose product is annotated as Plant invertase/pectin methylesterase inhibitor superfamily. The record is from RefSeq and is a predicted model, not a curated record. Gene Ontology annotation, molecular function: pectinesterase activity; enzyme inhibitor activity. Gene Ontology annotation, biological process: cell wall modification. NCBI's taxonomy places the organism in Eukaryota, Viridiplantae, Streptophyta, Magnoliopsida, Brassicales, Caricaceae.